AUGCACAUCGACAGAAGGUCUAAUGUUCCUAGUUUUUCUCAGAAACCAAGUAAUCUUCGAGUCUUCACUUUCCCCGAACUCAAAUCGGCCACUAAUGGCUUCAGCCGAUCAGCAAAGAUCGGCGAAGGUGGUUGCGGGUGUGUCUACAUCGGCGUCAUUAAAUCCGAUCAAGACCCGACUAAAAAGCUUCGUGUCGCCGUGAAAGAAUCGUACACUAAGGGUGAUCCAGAAUCUGUCUACUCCACUCUCAAAUGGAUAUCAGUCAUUGACCUGUGUUGGUUGGACGAUUAGAGCUGGGGUUUGCAUUAUUGAAGCUCCUUGUAUAAAAUCAUUCGCAUACAAUACAAUUCUGACAAAAUAUCAAUAUCACAAAAUGUCAAUCUCAUAGAAUGCUAGCAUAUUUUGAAGUGGCUUAGAGGUCAAACAUACACAAGACAUCUAGGAAUGAAACAAGAAAAUGAACGAGGAUUCUUUCAAGAAUGCAGAUAUUUUUUUUGCAAGAG
Messenger RNA from Lactuca virosa, 503 nucleotides. Lineage: Eukaryota; Viridiplantae; Streptophyta; Magnoliopsida; Asterales; Asteraceae. The record is from the annotation of a GenBank genome assembly.